CGGUCCUGCUAGCGAGUGACACGUUCCUCGCUCAUACUGCUCAAGUUAAUUAACGAUAAUGGAAUUCAAACCCACCGAACAUCAGCACGUCAGAUACAAUCCACUUAAAGAUGAAUGGAUCCUGGUUUCCCCUCACCGGUGCCUCCGACCCUGGAGUGGACAAACUGAGGAGUCACCUACGGAAGACCAAUCCCCUGACCUGAACAACCCACUGAGAUCUGGUGCCACCAGAGCUAACGGACAGAAAAAUCCAAUUUACACUUCUACUUAUGUGUUCCCGAACGACUUCCCAGCGCUCCUUGCACGAGUGCCUGAACCUCCACCGGCUGAUCAUCCUCUGUUUCAAUCUAGUCAAGCAAAGGGCACAUGUAGAGUGAUGUGCUUCCACCCAGAUUCGACCAUGACGAUACCGUUGAUGACUAUAGCUGAAAUUGAGGCAGUCAUUGAAGAGUGGGUCAAUCAAUUAAAGGAGCUAGGGCGCCGAUUCACCUGGGUCCAGAUUUUUGAAAACAAGGGUGCCAUCAUGGGGUGUUCCAAUCCCCACCCCCACUGCCAAAUAUGGGCAUCUAGCUUCUUACCGAACGAACCUAGAAUCAAAGACAGAACGCAAAAAGAUUAUUACAUUAAACAUGGAAAACCACUAUUAGUAGAUUACUUAAAUGAAGAAUUAAGAAAGGAAGAACGAAUAGUGAUCGAGAACACUGAAUGGGUAGCACUAGUGCCAUACUGGGCCACGUGGCCCUAUGAAACCAUGGUGCUACCCAAGAAUGGAAGUCCACAACGUCUGACGGACUUAAAUGAAGACCAGAAAACAAUGUUGGCUGAUAUCAUGAAGAAGUUGAACACGAAAUAUGACAAUUUGUUUAACUGCAGCUUCCCUUACUGUAUGGGAUGGCAUGGAGCUCCAACGGGACCCAACCAUCUACCCUCAGAUUCUCCGCACUGGCUACUGCAUGCGUUGUACUUACCUCCUCUUCUCCGUUCGGCUACUGUAAAAAAGUUCAUGGUUGGCUAUGAAAUGCUCGCACAACCACAGAGAGACUUAACACCCGAGCAAGCUGCGCAAAGGCUGAGGGAAUGCGAUCACUCAGUCCAUUAUAAAAAUAAAAACUGACGAAGAAAAAUGUCAUGAAAAACGGUUCUAACCAA
Chilo suppressalis (striped riceborer) is the source of this 1149-nucleotide messenger RNA. Lineage: Eukaryota; Metazoa; Arthropoda; Insecta; Lepidoptera; Crambidae. The record is from the annotation of a GenBank genome assembly.